Messenger RNA from Quercus robur (English oak), 1805 nucleotides. RefSeq names its product RNA demethylase ALKBH10B-like. The coding region runs from base 194 to 727 and encodes 177 amino acids. NCBI's taxonomy places the organism in Eukaryota, Viridiplantae, Streptophyta, Magnoliopsida, Fagales, Fagaceae. Gene Ontology annotation, biological process: mRNA catabolic process. The record is from RefSeq and is a predicted model, not a curated record. Gene Ontology annotation, molecular function: mRNA binding; demethylase activity. The transcript is spliced from 9 exons.
UUUAUUGUUUCUGGUUACCAAAGCAGAUGCUGGUAGCUUGAAGAGUUUGGGAAGUUCAGAAGGGACAACGUGUGGCAAUUCUCCAACUGAAGCCAAGGUGGUAGAUGAUGGAUGCACCUCAAAUUGCAAAGAACAAAAUCAAAAUGAGAAGCAGAAUCUUGCUCCGGUUCCAAAAACUUUUUCUGUCUUUGAGAUGCUUGACCAUAAGGAGGUUAAUGUGGUCGAGGGAUUGAAACAUUUUGAAUCGUUACUUGAUGACUCGGAAGUUCCCAAACUUGUUUCUUUGGUUAAUAAUUUGAGGGCCGCAGGAAAAACAGGACAAAAUCAAGGUCAGACUUAUGUGGCCUUAAAGAGGCCUAUGAAGGGACACGGAAGAGAGAUGAUUCAGUUAGGCCUUCCAAUUGCAGAUGCACCUCCAGAAGAGGAUAAUGCAGUAGGAACCUCCAAAGAUCGGGGAACAGAAUCCAUCCCUUCCUUGCUGCAAGAUGUUAUUGAACGCUUAGUAGGCAUGCAGAUUAUGACUGUGAAGCCAGACUCUUGCAUCAUUGAUUUUUAUAAUGAGGGUGAUCACUCACAGCCUCACAUUUUCCCACAUUGGUUUGGAAGGCCUGUUUGCGUCCUGUUCUUGACAGACUGUGACAUGACCUUUGGAAAAAGUAUUUCGAUAGGACAACCUGGGGAGUUUAGAGGCUCUCUCAAGCUUUCUCUUACACCUGGGAGAUUAUAAGGAAGGAUAUUAUAUUGGAGUGGAAGUAGCUGAAGGUGACCCAGAAGCAGAAAAACCAUUUUAUGGUCCAGGCUGAGAUUCAUUGCGGACAGGCUGAGAUCUGGAGGCAGAUUACUGCUGCUGGAGACACUUGUACUGAAGUGACAGAUUGUAUAAGUCAAGUUUUAGGACUUCAUAUUCUGGGUUGGUUGGGCCGGCUUGCUUUCCCUCCUCCUCGAUGUUUAUUAGUUCUUCCACCUCGGCCUCUCUCUUGUGGUGUUUUCCCUAAUUUUGAUUCCAUAUUUGUUCCUCGAGAUAAAGAUGUGUCUAAUUGUGAAGGCUCUGCUGACCUGCAUCAUAGUCCUUCAAUUGUUGAAUUUGAUGAGACGUCAUCACAAAUAUCUUGUCGUGACGCUCAGUCUUCGAGUGAAUUGUCAAUCCCCAAGAGUCCUCCUGCUUUGCUAAAAGGUAGCGUAACAACUUUAAACGUGGAUGUGCUUGAGCAGACAGUGUUGCAUGUUCAAAAUCAGCUUCUUACCCAUCUUGAAUCAAUGAAUCCGCUUCAACACGAGUCCAUGACACAGGUGGUGGAAUCUACUUUUAUCGUUUUGGAUCGUCUAUUAGUUAAUUAUACACCUUUUCAAGAGCUUGUGAAGGAGUUCAUUGCCUGUGCAUCAUCAGACAAUGGACAAUUAGCUAUGAGUGUUCUAUGGGGGGCUAGCAGUGUUGAGAGUUAUUGACCAGGAGAAGCGUCAAGCUCAUUGCGCUGAUGUUGGUUCUCACUUGCUCAAGCGUUUGAGAGCUCUUCAGCAAACACAUGAAAGUAAUUACUCUUGAAUUUAACAUUUGUAAAAAAAUCAUCACACUUUUGUCUGUAUACGGGUAUCUAUUGUAAUUUAAUAGAUAAUAUUGGCCUUGCCCUUUUAGAGCACUUCCUCUAAGUCUCCAAAUUACAUUGAAAUGUGAAUCCUGUGAACCAAUUGUUAGGUUUCUAUGCACUAGUGGAAUUUCUUUCCUUAGUAUUAAAAACCCAUGUACGUAAUAUAGUAUUCCCAUUAAUCAAUGAAUGCAAACCUUAAGAAGGUCACUGUUAAUUUAA